Molecule: messenger RNA, 1592 nt
Organism: Mya arenaria
Lineage: Eukaryota; Metazoa; Mollusca; Bivalvia; Myida; Myidae
Product: gastric triacylglycerol lipase-like
Exons: 8
Coding region: 211-1479 (422 amino acids)
Biological process (GO): lipid metabolic process
Molecular function (GO): hydrolase activity, acting on ester bonds
Source: RefSeq, a predicted model, not a curated record
UAACAUCAUAAUGUGUGCAUGAUAUCAUUGUUUAUACUCGCGGAGCGGGUAAUGAUUCUUUUGUAAACAUAACCUUUCGAGCAAAAAAGAAUAACAAUGGCCACGUGCUUGUGUAGAUGCUGAAGGAAAAUAUAUAAGCUGGGCUGGACUGCAAUCGUCUAUGUUUCAGAGAAAAAGAAUCAUAAGCGAUAAAUUUAACUUCAUCUUAUUAUGGCUGAAAUUAUAACAAGAAUGUAUAGAUACCGAAUGGUUCUGUUUAUAUUUUGGUUGUGCGUGCCACUAGUUGUUUCAAGCAGUGUAUUUCACGAGGUGGAUUUGCAGAAUGCUGUGGACCCGGGCGUCUCCAGGGGUGAUAUUCCAGAGGAACACAUGAAUGUGACCCAGCUGGUCACGAGCAAAGGUUACCCGUGCGAAGAAUAUGACGUAGUGACCAAGGACGGCUAUAUUCUGGGCGUCCAGAGAAUCCAGCAUGGAAAAACGAGGCUCCUAUCUGGCGGUCAGCGGCCUGUGGUCCUUCUGCAGCACGGGUUGCUGUCCAGUUCCGCCGACUGGGUGAUAAACCCCGCCAACGAGAGCCUGGGGUUUCUCCUUGCAGACUCCGGGUUUGACGUGUGGCUAGGAAACAGUCGGGGAAAUACUUAUUCCUUGCGGCACCAGACCAUCUCACCCGACAGCCAGCAGUUCUGGGACUUCAGCUGGGACGAAAUGGCAGCGUACGACUUGCCGGCCACCGUCAGUAAGGUACUUGAAGUUUCCGGUGCCACGGAUCUCGUGUACAUUGGUUACUCCCAGGGUUCCCAGAUGGCCUUCGCUCGCCUCUCCACAGACCUGAAGUUGAGUAGACAGGUCCGCCUGUUUGUCGCCCUGGCACCUGUGGCAUACAUUGGGAAUGUCAUUUCACCGUUACGCUACUUUUCACCAUUCGCAUAUGAUCUCGCGUUCUUGUUCCGGUUGCUCGGGGUAAAGGAUUUUCUGCCCAGCGAUUGGCUGUUCCACUGGCUGGCGCGUGAAGUAUGUGGUCAUGAGAUUCCCGACUUUUUGUGCGAGAACAUUCUUUUCCUGUUUGGCGGCUUCGACUACAAGUACAUGAACAUGACCCGCAUCCCCGUGUACGUUUCCCACUCUCCGGCAGGAACCUCGGUGAAGAACAUCAUCCACUAUGCCCAGUCUGUACGUUCAGGAAAGUUUCAGAAGUUUGACUAUGGAAGUCAAGAAAACAUGCAGAAAUAUAACCAACCCACGCCGCCACAGUAUGUACCGGGAAACAUUCGGGUACCAGUUGCACUGUACUCCGGAACAGAUGAUUGGUUGGCCGUCCCACGUGAUGUCGCCAGAUUGAGGCAGGAAUUACGUCACGUCGUGAAAAAUCACGUGAUACCGGAUUGGGAGCAUCUUGACUUUACAUGGGCAAUCAAUGGGCCCAGUGCAUGCUUUGGCGAUGUCAUUGAACUUAUUAGAAUGUAUUAUAAUAUAGCAUGAGAGUAAAGAAGUAUGUUUUUAUAAUAAUGAAACUGCAGUAUUUCGCUUCAUUUUGUCAAAAAGCAAAUUCAGAUUGAGUUUGAUAUUUGGAAUAAACAUUAUAUAAAACAGAA